Eleginops maclovinus (Patagonian blennie) is the source of this 2724-nucleotide messenger RNA. RefSeq names its product NOP2 nucleolar protein homolog (yeast) (gene nop2). Gene Ontology annotation, molecular function: rRNA (cytosine-C5-)-methyltransferase activity; RNA binding. Gene Ontology annotation, biological process: rRNA base methylation; maturation of LSU-rRNA. The record is from RefSeq and is a predicted model, not a curated record. Gene Ontology annotation, cellular component: nucleolus. Lineage: Eukaryota; Metazoa; Chordata; Actinopteri; Perciformes; Eleginopidae.
GUUCGCCAUCGCCAUCAUCGUUACCUCACUUAUGUGCGCCGGAUGUUCCUCUACAACGUGUUGAAGGGAAACUCACGUGUGUGUUUUUUAUCCUACACCGCACGCUCAAUAAUUGGAUCAAAAAGGAACAUAUUCAGCGACCGUCAGUGUAAUUCGGAGUCAUGGGUCGUAAGUUGGAUCCCACCAGCACUGUGAAGAGAGGGCCGGGGAGAAAGUCCAGGAAGCAGAAAGGAGCGGAAACAGAGUUGUCCAAGUUUAUACCUGAUGAGGAUACAACAGCAAAACGUCUGUCAAGUAGAGGCAGGAAGAGAGCUGCAAAAAGAGUCCUGAACAAGAAAAAGCCUAAAGAUGCUGCUCAGGAAAAGCCGAAGAAAGGAUUCACCGACGAGAACAGUAAAUGGUUGACACCGGCUAAGAGGAAGCGCAAAAUGGAAGAACCUGAAAAUGAGGAUGACAGUGAUGAACACUGGGAAAAUGAGGAAGAUAUGGAAGAGGAGGAGGAGCAGACAAAGAAAGUAGCAAAAGGAAAGAAGAGCGCCAAAUUAGAAGUUGAAGGAGGAGAGGAGGAGGAGGAGGAGGAGGACGAUGAUGAUGAUGAUGAAAUGGUUGACGACUACGGUGCAGCUGAUGGCGGCAGUGGUGAAGAAGAAGGAGAAAGUGAUGGAGAGCUUCUUCCCAUCGAGCGUGCAGCAGCGAAAGCAAAAAAGAUGAAGGAAGACUUUGAUCUUGGGAGUGAUGAGGAUGAAGACAGCGAUGAUGAAGAUGAACCCGAAGAGAAAAAGAAAUCUGAUUCUGACGAGGAUGAUGAAGAGGAUGACACAGUGCAAGCCAACAUGGAUGACAUGGACGCGUUUAAGCUUCCCGGGGCAGAGGAGAGUGCGAAAGAAGGCAUCCUGCCUCUGGACCUGAAGACGAUCCAUCAGAGGAUAAAGGACAACAUCGAAGUGCUCUGUAACUUCUCCACAAAGAGAGAGGAGGGCAAAGAGAGAGCCGAGUACAUCUCCCUCCUGAAGAAGGAUCUGUGUACUUACUACAGCUACAACCACUUCCUCAUCGAGAAGUUAAUGGACCUCUUCCCCCUUUCAGAGCUGGUUGAUUUCCUCGAGGCGAAUGAAAUCCACAGACCUGUCACCAUCCGCACCAACACACUGAAAACCAGGAGGAGGGAUCUGGCACAGGCCCUGAUCAACAGAGGGGUGAACCUUGACCCUUUGGGGAAAUGGUCUAAAGUGGGUUUGGUCAUUUAUGACUCCUCAGUACCCUGUGCGACCCCGGAGUAUCUGUCCGGUCAGUACAUGCUGCAGGGGGCCUCCAGCUUCCUGCCCGUCAUGGCGCUCUCUCCUCAGGAGGGGGAGAUAGUGCUGGACAUGAGCUCAGCUCCAGGAGGAAAGACCACUUAUAUUGCUCAGCUGAUGAGAAACACAGGGACGAUCGUGGCCAACGACGCCAACGCCGACAGACUGAAGAGUGUGGUGGGAAACAUCCACCGUCUGGGCGUCACCAACACUGUGGUCUGCAACUACGAUGGGAGGCAGUUCCCAAAGGUGAUGGGUGGGUUUGACAGAGUGCUGCUCGAUGCUCCGUGCUCCGGCACCGGAGUCAUCGCUAAAGAUCCGGCUGUGAAGACCAGCAAGGAUGAAGCUGACAUCCAGCGCUCGGCUCACUUACAGAAGGAACUGAUUCUGGCCGCCAUCGACUCCGUCAACGCUGAGUCCUCUACAGGAGGAUAUCUGAUCUACUGCACAUGCUCCAUUAUGGUGGAGGAGAAUGAAUGGGUGGUGGACUACGCUUUAAAGAAAAGGAACGUCAAAUUAGUUCCCACUGGACUGGACUUUGGCAAGGAAGGCUUCACCAGGUUUAAGGAACGUAGAUUCCAUCCUACUCUGAAACUGACUCGCCGGUUUUACCCUCAUUCCCACAACAUGGACGGGUUUUUCGUGGCCAAGCUUAAGAAAUUCUCCAAUGUUGUUCCAACUGCACUAGGAGUAAAAGAAGAGGAAAAUGCAGAUGCUCCUGAGGCGACAGAGGUUACAGAAUCUCCUGAAGAGAAACCCGCCAAAGGAGACAAGAAAAAGAAGAUCGUCCCCGGAAAGGCCGGUGACUUAAAGGGAAAACCCCAAACCAACGGAGCGGCAGCCAAGAAAAAGGCGAUCGUCAAGCCAACAGGCAAAAAGGACUCACCUGCGGGACCAAAAAAGGCAAAGAAAGCUAAGAUGGACGGAGAGACUGUGAAAGGAGCCAAGAAACCUGCAGCGACAACAGCUGAUGAAUCUAAAGCAACGAAGGCUGACAAAAAGAAAGGGAGCCGAUUUGAGAAAAAGCAGGGCAAACAGAGUAAAUCACCGGCGAAGCAAAGGAUGGGAAAGAAUAAAUUCAAAAAGCUACAGAGCCUGUUGAAAAAUGACGUAGAGUGACGGUGUGUACAGCGGGAUGAAUUUAACCAGAUUAUGUAAGAGCUUUCUAGAGCUUUAUGGACCCAGAUUUCUUCAGCUAAACGGUGUUAUUACAGUGCUGCGAUACUGUAUGUGUCAGUCGGAUAUUAUUUGUAAUGCCUGUGUACAAAUGCAUUGGACUGGUUAGUGAUCUGAAGUCAAUUCGGUUCUCCCUUUUUUAUUUGUAUUCAAGAAUGUUCAUUAUGUUUGUCUGUUGAUUUAAUUGCAGGGUGGGAUUACUUCCAUUAAUCUGUGAAACAUAAUAAUAAAUCUUUUAAGAUAUUUCUCAUCA